AUGCGUGACGCGGCACCAGUGGAGCGCGGGCGGCUGCCGGGUCCGGCAGAUGGCGGCGUGGACAGCCUGCACGAGGAUGGCGCUGAGGAGGAGAUGGCGAGGCGGAGGAGCACCGUCAGCACCACAGCGUUGUUUCUAGCACUUCCGUGGCUUGGCUGCACGCUGUGCCUGGUCGGUGUUCUCCUCUACGUGAACGUCCACACCUUCUCCGUGUGGCGCAGAUUGACGUCGAUGCCGGGCGGCGCCGCUGCCGAGGUCUCCGUGCGCCACCGCGACACGGCCCGCUACACUGUCCUCAGCGUGAGCCUUGUCAUCCUUGCGGUGCACUUGGCAGUUUCGUUCUGUCUCUUCCGCCGCGCCUAUCACAUCCUGUGGGAUGUGCAGAUGUCCCUCGUGGAGCUGUCCUUCAUGGUGGACAUGAUCUGCACGCACCAGCACAACACCUUCUUCUUCGUGGACUGCGUGGAGCGUGCGCGGCGCGUGCGGGAAUCGCUGCGGUACUGGGUGAAGGAGUUUUCCAGUUUCACGGAGAUCUGCGCCGCGGAGAUGGCCGUGAACCGAGUGACACUGCGGCUCAUGACCCGCCCCAGGGAGAGCGCACCGCGACUGGAGUCGCCCGGUGACACGCACCUGCCGUGUAUCGGCUCGGCGAUGUCCUCGCCUGCGCAGCCGGCUCGCGCUGGCCGCCUGCCACCUGACACCAAGGCGGCCGCCUUCCGGUCUCCUCAGGAUGCGGUGUGGUCGCCGCACGCGCAGUCGAUGCGCACGGACAGCGCCCAGGCCGAUCCUGGCCCCGGCCGUCAGCUGGCCGGCCACCACAGCGGCUCUCACCGCUCACUGUCGGUUACCACCGAGGUCAGCAUCACGCAGGCGCCUUUCCAAGUGACGCUCAAGCGGCGCCACGUCGCGCUUCUUCUUCUCAGCUUUCUCACGUACCGGGAGCUCGUGCGUGCGGAGGCGGAGGCGGCGCGGCAGAUCUCCCGCGACUUCAUCGCGGCCGUCAACAUGUGCGCUCAGAAGUACGAGGGGUGCAUCGUCGAGCUGUACAGCGACCGUGCCAUCCUGUCAUGGAACGCGUUCUUCGAGUCUGGCGACAGCUACGCCCAGGCAUGCGUGCAGUGCGGGGAGUGCUUCCAUGAUAGGUUUGUGCGCAGAUUCUCUCCGGAGAGCGGCGCGUACUUCAGCACUGCCGGCUACAUGGGUCACAUUGUCUGCGGCACCACGACGGAGAAGUCGCUCCUGCUUCAUGGUCAGCCCGUCUCGAUGCUGCGCCAGCUCCCGAUGCUGCUCGAGAUGCGCUACUGUGCAUAUGUGUGGCUCGGCACCCCGCCGCCGGCGUGCACGAGUUCGCCGCUGUCGUGGACGCGGAUUGGUGCCGUGCGGAUCGGCGCCGAAUUCUCUGUUGAUCUGCACGCCAUGCGGCGCACAUCGACGGAGCCACUGCCGGCCGCCAUGGUGUGGCGCAUGCCCCAGUGGACGACCUUCGGCGACGAGCGCGCCGCGCAGCUGCCGCAGGGCGGGGACACCGCGCCUGCGCCGUCCGCGAGCACCGCUGCUGCCGCUGCCACCGGCGUCCCUGCUGUUCUCGCCAGCCCUCCAUCCCUUUUCUCUCCGCUGUGCAGCCGCGGCGUUGGGGCGCCGUACGAGACGUUUUAUGACCGCAGCCACAAUCGAUACCAGCUGUCCAACGCGGUGCUUGGGGAGUCCAAGUCUUGCGUCGUGCGCCUCGCCAUCUCGGAGACUGGCAACUUUGUGGCUGUGAAAGAGAUCCGGAUCGAACGCGGAGACGUCAAGCCCAUUCGCCGGCGCCGCUACCAGCGCGAAAGUCGGAUCGUCGUGGCGCGGGGCGAGAAGCCGCAGUGGAUGAACGAGGUGGAAAUUAUGGAGCGGCACCGGCACACGUGCAUCGUUGCCUACAUCUCUUUCGUGGAGGCGGAGGACAGGCUGCGCAUUGUCAUGGAGUACGCCGGCGGCGGCAACUUGCUGAAAUUCGCGUCCUCCCAGCGGCACACGGAGGGGGAGGGUCCGCCAAUGGCAGUGCUGCUGCGCAACGUCGUAGAGGGACUGAAGUUUCUGCAUCAGAAGGGGAUCGUACACGGCGACAUCAAGCCACAGAAUGUGUUGGUGCCGGACUCCGGGCCGUGCAAGAUCGCGGACUUUGGCAUCUCUCGUAGGGCCACCACUACCGCCACCAGUGCAAUCGAAGGAACGCCGUUCUACAUGGCGCCCGAGGCGACGCGCGGGGAGGUCACCGCGGCGUGCGACAUUUGGAGCUUUGGCAUCAUGAUGGCGCAGGUGCUCACCGGCCGCUUGCCGUACGACGCGUCCGUGCGCGACUACUACUUGGUAAGCCAGUUCAUGUGCAACAAGGACGUGGAGCGGGAGCUGCACACGCCGCUGGAGAAAGCCGCCCUCGACGUCUUCCUCGCGUGCACCCAGUACGAUGCAGCGAAGCGCAAAACGGCAAAGGCGCUGCUGAAGAUGCCGUACUUCACCACCCACGCUGCGGGGAGCACCGAGGAUGCGUAG
Leishmania braziliensis MHOM/BR/75/M2904 is the source of this 2529-nucleotide messenger RNA. Its product is annotated as protein kinase. Bases 1 to 2529 code for a protein of 842 amino acids. Gene Ontology annotation, biological process: protein phosphorylation. NCBI's taxonomy places the organism in Eukaryota, Euglenozoa, Kinetoplastea, Trypanosomatida, Trypanosomatidae. The record is from RefSeq and is a predicted model, not a curated record. The transcript has a single exon. Gene Ontology annotation, cellular component: cytoplasm. Gene Ontology annotation, molecular function: protein kinase activity; ATP binding.